AUGUACCCUGCUGCGUUUCCUUCAGAGAAAAAGAAGGUAAUGUUUAUUAUUGGGCUUCUUACUGGGGAAGCUUUAGCUUGGGCCUCCCCUUAUAUAGAGCAAAACCGUGGCAUUCUAAAUAAUUUUGAUACCUUUUUGACCGCGAUGAAUCAGGUUUUUGAUGAUCCCAACCGUUGUGCUUCUGCCGAAGCAAAAUUACAUAGUCUAAGGCAGGGUAGACGCUCGGUCGCUGAAUACACAGCCGAGUUCAGAAGUUGGGUUGCAGAUACCACUUGGAACCCUGCAGCACAAAAGAGCCAGUUCCGCCAAGGGCUUUCUGAACAGGUUGAGCUUGCCAGAGGUGAUACUCCUAAUGAUCUUGAGGAAUUCAUCCAAUUGUGUAUCCGAAUCGCUCAAAGACUUACAGAAAGGAGAAAGGAGAAGCUGGGAAUACUUGAAAGUAAUAGGGGCAUGCAUCUCUCUGCUAGUCCGUUUGUUCAGCAGGAUUCAAGAGUCUCUCUGGGUUCUAACACUCCUGAGCCUAUGCAGGUUGAUGCAAUCAAGAGAUCCAUCUCCAUUCAGGAGAAAGAGAGAAGAACGUUCAGAGAAUUUAUGUCUUUAUUGUGGGGAUUCUGGUCAUUAUGCAAUUAA
Staurois parvus is the source of this 630-nucleotide messenger RNA. The record is from the annotation of a GenBank genome assembly. Lineage: Eukaryota; Metazoa; Chordata; Amphibia; Anura; Ranidae.